Molecule: messenger RNA, 1634 nt
Organism: Mesitornis unicolor (brown roatelo)
Lineage: Eukaryota; Metazoa; Chordata; Aves; Mesitornithiformes; Mesitornithidae
Product: integrin alpha-6
Exons: 12
Coding region: 5-1246 (413 amino acids)
Biological process (GO): leukocyte migration; cell adhesion mediated by integrin; cell-cell adhesion
Cellular component (GO): external side of plasma membrane; integrin complex
Molecular function (GO): integrin binding
Source: RefSeq, a predicted model, not a curated record
UGGCAUGCCGGUGCUUGUUCUGAAAGAUCAGAAGGAUAUUGCUCUGGAAAUAACAGUGACAAACAAUCCCUCUGAUCCAAGAAACCCACAAAAAGAUGGUGAAGAUGCAUAUGAAGCGAAACUAAUUGCAACUUUUCCAGACAGUCUGACAUAUUCUGCAUUCAGGGAGAUGAGGGGUUAUCCUGAAAAACAGCUAACGUGUGGUGCUAAUCAGAACGGUUCUCAAGCAGAGUGUGAACUGGGAAAUCCUUUCAAAAGAAAUUCCAACGUAACCUUUUAUUUGAUCUUGAGUACCACUAAAGUUAACGUGGAUACAACAGACUUGGACAUUAAUCUGAAACUGGAAACAACAAGCACUCAAGUUAAUGCGACUCCAAUUACAGCUAGUGCUAAAGUGGUUCUUGAAUUGCUUUUAUCACUCGCUGGAGUUGCUAAGCCUUCUCAAGUGUAUUUUGGAGGCAGCGUUGUUGGUGAGAGCGCUAUGAAAUCUGAAGAUCAUAUUGGAAACCUCAUAGAGUACGAAUUCAGAGUAACUAACUUGGGCAGACCACUGAAAACAUUUGGUACCGCUUCCUUGGACAUCCAGUGGCCGAAAGAAAUCAGUAAUGGCAAAUGGCUGCUUUAUUUGAUGAAAAUAGAUUCCAAAGGCUUGGAAAAAGUGUCCUGUCAACCCGAGAAUGAAAUCAAUAGUCUGCAUCUUGCGGAAUCCCAUAACUCCAGAAGGAAACGUGAGGUUGCAGAGAAGCAGACUACAGACAGCAAGGCAUUUUCUUUAUUCUCAGAAAGAAAAUACAAGACCUUGGACUGCAAUGUGAACGCACGCUGUGUGGACAUCAAAUGUCCCCUGAAGGGUUUGGACAGCAAGGCAUCUCUGGUGCUGCGUUCCAGACUCUGGAACAGUACUUUCUUAGAAGAAUACUCCAAAAUGAACUACCUGGACAUUCUCGUUCGGGCUUCAAUCAGUGUUCCUGCUGCGGCUAAGAACGUUAAACUCACAAAUGAAGCUGCUCAGGUGCGUGUUACUGUCUUCCCAGCAAAGCCAGUAGCACUUUAUACAGGAGUACCCUGGUGGAUCAUUGCAGUGGCUAUUUUUGCUGGAAUACUGAUGCUUGCACUGCUGGUAUUCUUAUUGUGGAAGUGUGGUUUCUUCAAGAGAAAUAAGAAAGAUCAUUACGAUGCCACAUAUCACAAGGCUGAGAUCCAUGCUCAGCCAUCUGAUAAAGAGAGGCUUACUUCUGAUGCAUAGUACUGAUCUACUUCUGUAAUUGUGCGGGUUCUUCCAGCGUUCUAGGUACGAAGACAGUGUCCCCCGGUAUCAUGCUGUAAGAAUUCGAAAAGAAGAGCGACAGAUCAAAGAUGGGAAAUGCAAAGACCUUGAGACAAAACAGUGGUUCACAAAGUGGAAUGAAAAUGAAAGUUACUCUUAGGGGAAAGAAAUGCCCACGCACGACGUUCAGCUAGGGGUUAAGGUUUUCAUUAAUGGAAUAUUGAUAAAGUUAGACCUAUGAACACUACGGACUUUCACCAUUUGAUUGUAAAUAUUGCUACUUACACUGAGGCUUUUGUUUGCACAGUUUAAAUUGCUUCACUAGACUUGAUUUGCAUUAUUUAAUUUCCAGAGUGCCUCUUACCCC